Messenger RNA from Caenorhabditis sp. 36 PRJEB53466, 690 nucleotides. The record is from the annotation of a GenBank genome assembly. NCBI's taxonomy places the organism in Eukaryota, Metazoa, Nematoda, Chromadorea, Rhabditida, Rhabditidae.
AUGCCAGAACAACUUUCGGAAGACGAGCUGCUUCGAGGAAAGAGCUUUUUCAAGAUUACCGGGCAGCUCAGAGCUCUCAAUAGACCAGCUUUUGUAAGUUUUAGCAUAUUUCUGGAAAAUGCUUACUAUUUUUUAAAGACCUGUCCACAAUGUUUGAUUAUUCAUCCGAGCGAACUUGCUCAACGUUGUCACCAGAUCUUUCAACACGGAAAUCUGACCGCUUUGAGAAAGAAACUAGUGGUUCAACAGUCAGUUUUUGAACAAUUUUUCAACUGAACUUAUCUUUUUUUCAGAACCAAGUCCUUCACAGAACUUCUGGACGGGAGAGAUAUGUCGGUUCUGAAUCAUAGGCACCUCAUGAAAGAACCACUGAAUCUUCUGGAGUCAGAACUGCUAUCCUCUGAAACUCUUGCUCGUUUUAACACAAUUCACGCAGCUCGCCAACCGAAAAACCUGAAUAAAAGAAAAAGAAAAUUUGAGGAAAGUAAAAAGGCACAAGUAAUCAAGAAGGAUGAAGAUGAGAAUCUCGAAGAGGUAACAAUUAAUUUAGGUUUUUUGAUCUGUCAUUCAUUAUUUUUUCAGGCUGAUAUCAAUCGGCAACAAUCUCUCCAUUGCUCACUUGAAGAUUACUUAAAGGAAAUCGAGACUGAAUACAAAAAACUGCAAAUGUCAUUUGAGAGAAGCAGUUAA